Molecule: messenger RNA, 258 nt
Organism: Geodia barretti
Lineage: Eukaryota; Metazoa; Porifera; Demospongiae; Tetractinellida; Geodiidae
Source: the annotation of a GenBank genome assembly
AUGGGGCGCUUUCUCGAGCAGAUGUGCCCGCGGAAAGGCGACUACCGGCAUAACGACUUUUCCGUGCGUACCGUAAAUAUGAACGAGGAUGAAUCGCCAAACGGCCAUGCGCAUCUCCAGCACCUGAUGUUGGGAUGCAGCGAGACGAUUCCCCUGGUUGACGGCGAAAUGCCGUUCGGCCAGUGGCAAAGCAUCUUCUUCAUCGAGCUGGACCAUCCGCGCCCGCGCGAAGUGAUGGUGCAGAUCGUGGGAGAUUAG